Molecule: messenger RNA, 1765 nt
Organism: Psylliodes chrysocephalus
Lineage: Eukaryota; Metazoa; Arthropoda; Insecta; Coleoptera; Chrysomelidae
Source: the annotation of a GenBank genome assembly
CCGUAGUGAGCACAAAGUUCAAAAAGCUAACUCAACGCGCUUCACUUGACUUGACAUGACAUUUUCGAACAUCAAACAGCUGAUGAGAAGGUUGAUGUAGCACGUAGCAACUUUACUGAAGAUUAUUGAAGGCUCAGGGGCAAUAAAGAACCGUAGUCAAUGUCAAUAACUCCUGUUUUUCUGUGUUAAAGAUAAUUAGCUACCAAGAUUGAUAUAGACUAUCCUUUUACAACCAUUUAACUUUACGCGCAUGGGCUGAUAGCAAAUUCUUGUUGACAUUUCAAAAAUUAUAUAUUCAUCGAAUCCCUCUGGCAUGGUAGUCAGUGGUCGGAGUUCGUUGUUUUACCCGGUGGCAUGGUAGAUAGUGUUGUGAACUAAUAAGAACAUAAAAACUACUCUUAAAAGAAAAAUACAAAAUGAUUGAAGGUUAUGGACCAGUAAUGCAAGCCUUCUUGGGCACCCUCUUCACAUGGGCCAUGACAGCUGCUGGAGCCGCUGUUUGUAUCUUUGUACGAGGCUCACAGAGAAAGUUGUUAGACGCUAGUUUAGGCUUCGCAGCUGGUGUAAUGACAGCAGCUUCCUUUUGGUCGUUGCUGUCUCCAGCUAUAGAGCAAGCUAGCGAAUCUAAGUUGUACGGCCAAAAGGGAGAGUAUGCAUUUGUUCCAGUAGCAGCUGGUUUCCUGCUGGGAGCGCUUUUCGUUUUUGGUGCUGACAGACUGAUAACGGUCCUGGGACUGAGUUCGCCAAAUAUGAUGUUAGCACUGCAUGCCACCGGUAGUCGGCGAGAUAGUAGGAGAAGUAGCGCGCGUCGGGAGUCGCACUACUUACCGGAAACGACUGCCAUUGAGGGAUUCAUAGAAACAGGAGGUACGGCGGUGCAUCAGCGUAAAGGGGUAGGUAUAAUAUCCUUACAUAAACACAGAGAUAUUGAGGAAAAACUUCACACACAGAGUUUCGACGACGACGAGGACUGUAACAUCGAAGAAAUCCAAAAAGGACAAUGGAAGAGGAUCGUCCUGUUGGUGGUCGCCAUCACCGUGCACAACAUUCCCGAAGGACUAGCGGUUGGCGUCGGUUUCGCGGCCACCGGUACCGGCACUGCUUCUACGCUCGAAAAAGCUAGAAAUCUUGCUUUCGGUAUUGGCAUACAAAACUUUCCAGAAGGGCUUGCUGUAAGUUUACCUCUACAAGCUGCUGGAUUUUCAACGUGGAAAAGUCUAUGGUAUGGACAACUUAGCGGUAUGGUUGAACCUAUCUUUGGUGUCCUAGGAGCUUUUGCUGUUGGUUUAGCAGAACCUGCGCUACCAUAUGCGCUUGCUUUUGCAGCAGGUGCUAUGAUCUACGUUGUCGUAGACGACAUCAUUCCAGAGGCUAACACAGAAGGUAACGGCAAGCUGGCUACUUGGGGAGCCAUUAUUGGAUUUUUAGUUAUGAUGACUUUAGACGUAGGACUUGGAUAACACAUCGAGCACUGUCUAGAUAAAAUUCUUAGUUAGUCUAUAUUCAAUUGGUAUUUUAUUAAGUCGACAAUUUUAUGCAAAAACGUCAAGAUGAUUAACGAUUUUGGUAUCGAUCAAAAUAUUAAAGUACGCGUACUGCAAGGCAUGUCCAUAUAGUUCGUAGGUAUAUGAUAUCUAUGUAUAUCUAAAGAUGUUAUUUAAUACAGCUUUUCUUACAAAUAUUGGGAAAUAUUUCGAAAGUCAUUCCAAUUGAAAGCAUUUAUAUAUUGACUAAUAAUUUCCAAACUACUUUUUAUUAUCAGCAG